UCUACUCCACAAACGUGUUCAGUGUUCACGUUCAAUUCCCAUUCCUCACCAUUCCUCACUCUUCUCGAGAAGAAGAGAGUGCUCGCUCACUGUUCACAUGGUUUUGUGAAUUUAAGCUGAUAUCCUGUCAAUCAAGUCUCCUGAAUUUUAAACGUGUAUUAAACGUCCGGAAAAAGCAUUUUUUUUUUCAUCUGCCGAUUAUUAAGUGUUUUUUUUUCCAAAGUGAUCGAAUCAAGUGUACAUUUCGAAAUCUUCCUUUAUCCUGAAAAUUUUGUAAGAAAUAAUGGAGCUUGUGAGACCGGAUAAACCAUCUCAGUGCACGUGGAAACCAAAUGCUGCUGGUUCUCCACAUCCAAUUCGGAGCAAGAAAGUGGAUCGGACCAAGAUAUUGCCCAACAUUUUAGAUGCGAUUGGUCAAACUCCAUUGGUUCGUCUGAAUAAAAUACCGAAGAUGCACGGAAUCAAGUGCGAACUAUUGGUAAAGUGCGAAUUCAUGAACCCAGGAGGUUCCGUGAAAGAUAGAAUUGCACAUAGAAUGAUUCAGGAUGCAGAACAAAAAGGCAUAUUGAAACCAGGUUGCACGAUUAUUGAACCCACUAGCGGAAACACCGGAAUUGGCCUGGCAAUGGCAGCUACUGCAAAAGGAUAUAAAUGCAUUAUUGUGAUGCCCCAGAAAAUGUCAAAUGAAAAACUUUACACGCUUCAGGCUCUAGGAGCCGAGGUCGUAAGAACUCCAACGGAAGCUGCCUGGAAUAGUCCUGAGGGUCAUAUUGCAGUUUCUCAAAAGCUACAAAAGGAAAUUCCAGACAGCGUUAUUCUCGAUCAGUACACAAACAGUGGAAACCCAUUGGCUCAUUACGACCAAACGGCCAUGGAAAUUUGGGAGCAGGCUGAAGGGAAAAUCGACUAUUUAGUUGCUGGUGCAGGAACUGGAGGAACUAUUAGUGGCAUUGGUCGUAAAUUUCGAGAGAUAUCGCCUCAGACUAAAAUAGUGGCCGUCGACCCAGAAGGCAGUAUUCUCGCCGAUCCUCCAGAAUUAAACAAAACUCCGGUUACGUUUUACGAAGUUGAAGGAAUUGGAUACGAUUUUGUUCCCACAGUUCUGGAUAACAAUGUUAUCGAUAUGUGGGUUAAAUCAAACGACUGCGAAUCUUUCCAACUAGCUCGAAGUCUGAUUCGAGAAGAAGGUUUACUCGUUGGAGGAAGCAGUGGAGGAAUUUUGUCUUCUGCCCUCAAAGUGGCGAAAGAUCUGCCCGCAGACAAACGAGUUGUGAUUUUAUUACCGGAUGGAAUUCGAAAUUAUUUGACAAAAUUCGUUUCAGAUUAUUGGAUGGAGAGCAGAGGUUUCAUUAAUCCUCCAGAGCCCAUCGAGUGCAACAAAUGGUGGUGGAACCUCCCAGUUUCCAGCCUUCCCAUAAACAAACCUGUGAUUCUGCCCAAAGGAGCGACUUGCGACGAGGCCAUUCAUAUUUUGCAACAAGGAAAAUUCCACCAACUUCCGGUCACCGACAAAAAUGAGGUAAUAGGUUUCGUAACUCUAAACGAAAUCCUGAGUACUCUAAUUUCAGGAAAAGCGAAUAGAUCUGACCCGGCGGAAAAAAUCAUAUCAAAACAAUUCCGAAAGGUAGUUUUGUCAACCUCCCUUGGUAGACUUUCUCGAAUUCUUGAGAAAGAAAAUUACUCCGUGGUGUUAGACGAGCACAAAGAUGGAGCAUUUGUGGGAAUUCUUACUCAAAUAGAUUUGCUCGAAUUUAUUAGCAACAACGGAAGUAGCAAUGGCGAAAUUCACACGAACGGAAAGGCGUAAUAUUUUUUUAUUUAAUUUUCGACAGUUCUUUGGCUGUAUACCGUUUGCUGCACAUCAUUAUUGUUUGGAUAUGUAAUAACCUAAAUGUAAAGAAAUUGAUCACUAUUUUUAUAAUACGUUUUGCUUUUAUUUCGAAUUUCUUUCAAACAUAAUGAUCUAUAAUGCUCUUAUGAAAGCGAAAGAGUUUUCAAUUGAUAUAUCCAGAGGGUGAUUCUUUAAUACUGCCAAAUGAAAUCUUAUUGUUAUUUAUAAAGAAGUAUAGAAAAGUGUGUUUAAUAGAUAACGACGCUAGUUUGAAUCCUUCCACUGUGUUAUGAAUUUAAAAAACGAAACGAAUGUAGCUAAAAUAAUUUAAAAAUCGGACAUGAAGAAGAAAAGGUUAAAUUACAGUAAUGUAUUUCAUCUUUUUUUGUUUGUUAAUUAAUUAAUUGUUAAGAUUGACGACAUUAGGUGAAAGUAAAUUGAAUUAAGACAAUCUAGAUGGACUGCACUCUAAAUGAAUUAAUAUUUUAUCAAUUUUUAAUAUUCAAACCGCGAAAGUGAAAUGUUCAAGAUGAUUCGAUUUUGAACAUUCUGUUUAUUGCCUAAUAUUAAAAUAAAUUUUCUAUUUUUUUCAAUUAUUAUGCAUUUAAAACUAACGUAUAAGAGAAUUUUUUAAUAAUUUGUAUUGUUAAUGGAGUAUUGUGAUUCUUGUACAACACAGAGAGGAAAAUACAGAAAUGGAGAGUGAAAA
This is a messenger RNA of Belonocnema kinseyi, 2540 nucleotides long. RefSeq names its product cystathionine beta-synthase. The transcript is spliced from 6 exons. Bases 284 to 1807 code for a protein of 507 amino acids. NCBI's taxonomy places the organism in Eukaryota, Metazoa, Arthropoda, Insecta, Hymenoptera, Cynipidae. Gene Ontology annotation, molecular function: cysteine synthase activity; cystathionine beta-synthase activity. Gene Ontology annotation, cellular component: cytoplasm. The record is from RefSeq and is a predicted model, not a curated record.